AUGGCAGAGGUACUCCAGACGACCUUGGAAGAGCUUAAUAUUGAACAUAAAGUGCUCACGAUUAUAGCAGACAAUGCUGCUAACAAUGAGACUUUGAUGCCAGAAUUAUAUUUCAAUCUCAAAGAGAAAUUUGAUAAUAUGGUGUCUCCUGCCAAUGGCGAAAGAAAACUCCAGAGAUUUCAAGGGCUGGAUAGCUAUAUGUGCUGCAUAGCGCAUGCACUAAAUCUGAUUACUCCGGAUCAUGGCCCUUUGGAUAGCGAGAACACCCCAGCAAAAGUAGCAAUGGAAGCUCAUCUAUCAAACUCAUCGUUUGAAGGAUAA
Messenger RNA from Talaromyces stipitatus ATCC 10500, 321 nucleotides. RefSeq lists its product as uncharacterized. Bases 1 to 321 code for a protein of 106 amino acids. NCBI's taxonomy places the organism in Eukaryota, Fungi, Ascomycota, Eurotiomycetes, Eurotiales, Trichocomaceae. The record is from RefSeq and is a predicted model, not a curated record. The transcript is spliced from 2 exons.